Peromyscus californicus insignis is the source of this 7147-nucleotide messenger RNA. It is a transcript of the gene Ctnnbl1, whose product is annotated as catenin beta like 1. The transcript has 14 exons. The record is from RefSeq and is a predicted model, not a curated record. Bases 97 to 1683 code for a protein of 528 amino acids. Gene Ontology annotation, cellular component: spliceosomal complex. Lineage: Eukaryota; Metazoa; Chordata; Mammalia; Rodentia; Cricetidae.
UUUACGGCAGUGUGGCAGGAAAAGCCUCUGAGCGGCCCGUGGUUCGGGAGUGAGUGGAGGUAACCAAGGGACCCUGUGCUGAUUGGGUCUGAAACCAUGGACGUGGGCGAACUUUUAAGUUACCAGCCCAACAGGGGCACAAAACGACCCCGGGAUGAUGAAGAGGAGGAACUGAAGACACGUCGCAAGCAGACUGGUCCUCGAGAACGUGGCCGUUAUCGUGAGGAGGAGGCUACAGCAGCUGAAGAAACAGAUGAUGAUAAAAAAAGGCUGCUGCAGAUUAUUGACAGGGAUGGCGAGGAAGAAGAGGAAGAGGAGGAGCCACUGGAUGAAAGCUCAGUGAAGAAGAUGAUCCUCACAUUUGAAAAGCGAUCAUACAAAAACCAGGAGCUGAGGAUCAAGUUUCCUGACAAUCCGGAGAAGUUCAUGGAAUCUGAGCUGGACCUCAAUGACAUCAUUCAGGAGAUGCACGUGGUGGCCACUAUGCCGGACCUGUACCACCUUCUCGUGGAGCUGAGUGCUGUGCAGUCACUGCUCGGCUUGCUGGGACAUGAUAAUACAGAUGUGUCCAUAGCCGUGGUCGAUCUGCUUCAGGAGCUGACAGACAUAGACACCCUCCACGAGAGUGAAGAAGGGGCAGAAGUCCUCAUCGACGCUCUGGUGGACGGGCAGGUGGUAGCGCUCUUGGUACAGAAUCUGGAGCGUCUGGAUGAGUCCGUGAGAGAGGAGGCUGAUGGCGUCCACAACACCCUAGCUAUCGUGGAAAACAUGGCCGAGUUCCGUCCGGAGAUGUGCACAGAGGCUGCCCAGCAGGGACUCCUGCAGUGGCUGUUGAAGAGGCUGAAGGCCAAGAUGCCCUUCGAUGCCAACAAGCUGUACUGCAGUGAAGUGCUGGCCAUCCUGCUCCAGGACAAUGAUGAAAACAGGGAGUUGCUGGGGGAGCUGGAUGGGAUCGAUGUGCUUCUUCAGCAGUUAUCCGUGUUUAAAAGACACAACCCCAGCACAGCGGAGGAGCAGGAGAUGAUGGAGAACCUGUUUGACGCCCUCUGCUCCUGCCUAAUGCUCAGCUCCAAUCGUGAGCGUUUCCUGAAGGGCGAGGGCCUUCAGCUCAUGAACCUCAUGCUCAGGGAGAAGAAGAUCUCCCGGAGCAGUGCCCUGAAGGUACUGGACCAUGCCAUGAUUGGGCCUGAGGGCACAGACAACUGCCACAAGUUUGUGGACAUACUCGGCUUACGGACCAUCUUUCCACUCUUUAUGAAGUCUCCCCGGAAGAUUAAGAAAGUGGGAACCACAGAGAAGGAACAUGAAGAGCAUGUCUGUUCGAUCCUGGCUUCCCUCCUACGAAACCUGAGAGGGCAGCAGCGAACCCGGCUUCUGAAUAAAUUUACCGAGAACGACAGCGAGAAGGUUGACAGGCUAAUGGAGCUGCAUUUUAAGUAUCUGGGUGCAAUGCAGGUGGCCGACAAGAAGAUAGAAGGAGAGAAACAUAGUACGCAGAGAACAUUGGGGACGGCCGGAGCCCUGAAUUCCGAGAGACUGAGCAGAAGCGCAUCCUGGGCUUGUUGGAAAACUUCUAGAACGCUGGGCAGAGUGUGUCUCGGACCCCUGGAUCCCUCCUGGAAGCCGUUUUUAGACUUGUGUGGCUUGAACAAAUUAAAGCUAGUUUUGGUAUUCUCGGGCUGACAUUCAGUGUGAAAGCCUCCCCAUCAACUCUGUCCCGCUCCUCCACAGCAGGCACGGGCACACCUAAGGAAGGCCAGAGCUGGCCUCACCCUGACUCCCCUGUCAUAGGGAGUGGGGAGGGUGUAGAGGAUAGGGCAGCCGAAUCUGGCUUGACACUAAGAGGCUGGUGGUGACAGGAGGCCCCUGGUGUCAUGCAUGUGGAGGAGCUGUUCGUUCAUGCACAGCACCCUGAGUAGUACUCUGAGCCCAGCACUGCAGGCUCUGGGGGCUGCAGGGUACAGAGAAUUGCCCUCAUAGCAAGCAGUCCACCACAGCUCAGUCUACAGUGCUUCUGGCGUACUGUGAGAGGGCCAGCACUGACCUAAAACACUACAGUCAGCAUUGUCUACACUUAAUCUCAUGUCCUGUGAGGGCAUGUGGCACAGUGAGGCAUUCUGAGAGAGGCCACAAUCACAGCCUUUAUCACAUCAGAAGUCUGUUAAAAUUUGCUAUAUAAUGAUUUGUUGUUGAUUACUAUGUUAGACUUCGUUUUAAGUGUUUAAUGGUAAACAGUGCACCACACACACCCACCACACACACACACACACACACACACACACACACACACACACAUAUUCAGUACUAAGCACAGCCUGAGACAUGUAUUGGGGGUGCUGAAUGUCUCCACGGGUUAGGAGGCCAUGUAGUAUCAGAUGGCUGGGCAGUGGUGGUUCAUGCCUUUAAUCCCAGCACUCGGGAGGCAGAGGCAGAAGGAUCUCUGAUUUGAGGACAGCCUGGUCUACAGAACAAGUUCCAGGACAGCCAGGGCUACACAGAGAAACGCUAUCUCAAGAAACGACCCCCCCCCCCAAGAAAAAAAAAAAAUCUGGGAAUGGCCCUGGUGCUGGUGUUUUAAGCUCAUGAAAGGUUCUGAGCCUGAGGGGCAAGGGAGUGACAGAGGAUGACCCCAACCUUACCCAAUUGGAUGUGUGGUUUUGACCUCUUGUGACAGACAUCUCCAGAGCAGGCUGACAGUGCCCCAGUGCUCAUGGGAAUGAAGAGCCCAUGAUGACAGAUGUGGUGGGCACGUUCGAUGCUGACUUCCUUCCAUCUUGUGUGACUGUGACUUUGGAAGUGUGGUCUCGCCUCCUGGCUGAGGUGAAACUCCUCCUCUCCUACAAACAUCGCAGUUGGCCUCAGAGGAGAGUCCUCCAGUGCCGGGGUGUGUGGAGCAGCAGUGUGGAAACAGGAUUUCCUUACAGCAAAGCACGAGCCCUUGGUCACCAAAGAAGCUGCAAGGAAUGCCACACCCUCACACAGGCCCAUGCUCCUCACUGAACCCCAGGGAGCCAGGCAUCGUGUAGCCACCAAGCACACUUGAUGUCAGGUAGUGUCCCCGGGGUGCCGGGUACUGGAUGUAUAAGCAGAGGCAGCCCUUGUGUGCCGGCCUCUGGAGGGCUGUGUGAAGAUGGAGAGGGUGUGUCCCACCAUGAACUGAACAUCCCAGCAAUGUGGGAUGCAGAAGCGAUUUACAUGCCAGUUACUGCUUACAUCACUUCUGUGGCCAUCGUAGCUACACACAAUACCUGCUUCCUGCUCCUAUACUUUCUCACGGCAGCCCUGUUGGCCUGGCCAUCCCCAGCUGUGGGAAGCCAAUACUGAGGUCUGGUGGUCACACAGGGCUCGGGUCCUUUGGCCAGUGAACCACAACCCACAUUCAAGCCGAGGUCUGUGAUCUUGCUGCACUCCCCCAGUCUCAGAGCAGUGGCGGACUCGAGUUUGAUCUGUCAGUGUGCUGUGUCUCUGUCGAUGCAAGCUUUAAUGAGUGCACAGAACAGAGCAUGUGCAUGGAUGACCUGUGGAAUCACCGGCUUUUCCAGCUAACGCUGAGUCUCCUCUGAUCAUUGCUCGUUCAAUACUUCUUGUAUUUUUUUUAACUUUAUUGGUUUUUAACCAGAGAAUACUUACACAUGGUAUCAGAGUUCAAAACUUAAUUUUAAAACAUUGCAUGAAGAGCCUCCUCAUUCCUGGAGCUGCUCCUGCCUCCCAGCCAUCUUCCCAGCAUGUGGACAGCAUUGUCCAUCCAUUUGAGGUUCCAAAGGCCAGGCCUCUCGCCCACACGCAGGUCAGCCAACGCAGGAAGCCAGGCUCCAUGCAUCUCCACACACCAGCCCUCUGUCAAUGGCUCUUUCUACCUGCCUGCCUGUUUAUCAUAAGCUGCUGAAGGUCCUGUUUGCCCCAAAGCCCCUCUGCCAAAACAAAUCCAAACUUAUCCCUUAGUCUCCCAAAUGAACACACUUGCCUGGGCUGUGUGAGGCCCUGGGUUCAGUCCCCAGCACCCCACCCCUACACAUGCACACCAUGUUUCACAGGUGAGGAGUGGGCCCUUUCUGUCAGGUACCAGGGGAGAGGGAGCACAAAGCCUAAUCCUCACAGAGGCAGAAGAGUGCACAGUCCCAGACACUGCCAGACCAGGGGACACACCUAACAAAGUAACUUCCGCUCCAGUCAUACACCUCACUCCAUAAAGCUGAGAACUAUCAAUGCAACACGGACCCAUGUCUUUCUGCUAACUAGGAACCCCAGACUCCUGAGUCUGCUCACAGCCAACUAAGAUGCUGUCUGCUUCACAGAGCAGUUUGUGCCCACCCCCUGCCCUGGAAGGUUUCCCUGGGCUCCAGUGAAAGCCACCUCUCUUGUCCUGGGGUCUGAGCUCUGCAUUCUUGAGGUUCAGAGCUCUCCCUUCUUGCCCAUCCUGUGUCCACAGCUGAGUGGUCCCAGAGCAGAGCACUGCAGAGAGGCAGCAUUCCUUUUCCCAUCCAGGUAUGAUCUAAGAAACCUUAGCUAGCGCCUCCUAAGGAGAAGGUCAUGUCUGCCUCCUUCACCUGCUGCUUGAUGGUGGGGGUCCACAUGCCUGAAUCUAGUGGCAGCAAGAUGGGCGAGCCUAAUUAAGAGAGAUUUGCAUACAGGCUGCAUUCUUUUCCAUGGGGGACCGUGGGGGAGCUGGAAGGCAUCCCUCAGUCAACCAGAGUAUUACCAGUGCCCAGGUGGCACCGUCUGCCAUUACCACAAGCGUCAAUUUAGUGUCAGCAGGGAGACGAGACUCGCUUUCCUAGAGGCAAGACUUCUUGAUGAGAUUUCUUACCCAGCAGCAGAGGUAAAGGCAGGCCCACAUUUUCAAUCUGCUCUGUUCUUUGGUGCACGUGGAAAGUGGUUGGAAGCACAGCAGUGGGCCUUAGUUAUCGGUGCUGGGGAAAAUGGCAAGCUUCCUCCACUCACCUUCAUCUUGAUUAGCUAGCACAUGCCCUUGGUAGAGGCUCGUGACGGUGUAUAAGGGUGCACUGUGCAGAUCUCCCUGCCAGAUCUGUCUCCUGGCCACACAGCCCCCUCCCUGGAAGCAGCCCCUGCUGACUAGACCAGGCACCCCCUCCAGGCCCAUCCAGGUGGGCUCAUCUUGUUCUGCCCCUUGCUUUCCAUUUGAUACCUGCCACGUGGCACACUUUGCCCACUCUAAAGGCCAAGCUUCAUUGCAGAGCUGGCCCUGAUGGAGCUGCCGAGUUUUAAUGGGCACAUUGCUUGUUGCUGAUCUUUGGCUAAUGUGCCAGUGUGUGAACAUGCCGUGUAGGCCAUCACUUCACACUUGUGUUUAAAUCUAAAGGAGAGUUGCAAAGUCAAAGAGGAGAAGGCAUUGUCCUUGUUACUAUGUGGACAUGUCCAUCCACAGCAUGUACUGUGUCCUCCUGCAUGGGAAACAGGUGGUUCUGGGUCAAUGGGGCUCUGGUGGCAUUUGGCCUACAACUCUCUUGUGAGUCUCUCCAUUCAGGAUUUUAGAAUGUCUUUGCAGGGUGUGUGGUGUAUUAGCUGGUAACCUCGGUGUCUCUGGUUUCCACAAGCCACAGGCCUUCCUUAGGGAGUUCAGCUACAUUCCUCCCCUAGGCCAGUGUGUUAUCAGUAUCCACAUGUCAACCUGAUCUAAAGCAGCAUUGGUCUAUAGGGCAGAGCUGAGAAUGGAAUCUAGUCAACCAUGCUCCAGAUCCCAGAGCCACACAAUCCCUCUCCCCAAUCCCCACUCCCUCCCCUGCCCUCCCAAGGAAGGGAUCUGGAAAAAGAAGAAGAAAGCACUGGACACACUGGAAGCAGAGCCUUUGCUAGGGGUUCAGGAGGCCCCAGGACAGCCUCUCCCCCACCUGGCAGCUGUGGAUCCCCAAGACCAUGAGUGGAGGUCACUUAAGCCUUCCCAUGGCCAAGCCCCAUGGAAGCUGGGGGUCAUGCCUAGUCUCCCAGCCAGCUCCAGGUCAAGCCUUGUCUCCACUGCCUGUGGCCCUUUCAAUCCUUACAGAAAGAGAGGAACAGCCCACUGCAGCCCAGGGAGCUGAAUUCUGACCCCCAGGCAAGAGCCAACCUCACAAAGUCACCGAGGCCAGGGGCUAAGAGAGAGCAGCUCCAGUCCCUGUCAGCCCAGGCUAUCCCUAGCCGUCUUGGACCUGGGCAGGUGGGUAGAAGUCACUGGAACAGACUGGAUAGAAGCCAGACCAUGUGCCUGACCAGAGCCUCCAACCAGCCAUCCAGGAGCUCAGCCCAGCAGCCUGAGCUGUGAGAUACCUACCCACUAUUACGGUCUCACUAAGGAACUAGUUUUGGGAAUCCCCUACAGACUACUCCUCUACCCCCACAUGGUACCCAGGUAUCUUCACCCAUCCCUCCACCUUUUGCUGAACAGCCACCAGAUGCCACAUGGGAACAAUGCAGCUAUUAUACCUACCUGAGGGAGCCUUGACCUUGUAAGACAAACUGGAAGUCAGUAAACAUGUGAACGAUGCAUAGGACAAUUUCUGAGAGUCAAAAAAGCAAUCAAGGUGUGCAGUGGAGGAACUGAGGAGCAGGGGGGUGAUCAGGCUUAGUGGCCUGGGAAGGACUCUGUGUGAUCUCGUCCCUUUAGAACCUGAGCUGAGUUCCAAAUGGUGUCGAAGAGGCAGGAAGUAGAAAAACUGGAGCAUAGGAGUCCAGUAGACACCAGUGCAAAUGUCCUGAGGCAGAGAGAAGACAAACCACUCUCCCGAAAGCACCAGAGCCCACAGCGACUGGACUCAGGGAGAGGCAGGGGCCAAUCGGGGGUCAGUCCAAAGCAGCAGGCACAGGAGGUGAGGGGUCCUGAGCUUGGAAGGGGUGAGCACUGACUUGAAAAGGAUGACUCCGGGGGCUCGAUGGAGGCUGCACUGUGGAGGUUGACAGGGCAAGAAGGAGCUCCAAGGGCUUGGGCCAAUGAGGAGCCUCAGUAUUGUGAGCCACGGGGGCCUCUGAAGAUUGGGAUGGGGAGGUGGAGGUAGAGCCAGCCAGGCUUUACACUCCAGGCCCUGCCCAGAGGCAUCCCCAGCAAUGAGGCCUGGGAGCCAUUUCCUGGGCUAACAGGAGCCAGGUGGGGCUGUGGAGAGCCUGGCUCAGUGUAUAAAUAUCUUUAAUGAAUAAAUAGAAAUGCUUUUAAGGC